Molecule: messenger RNA, 711 nt
Organism: Anastrepha ludens (Mexican fruit fly)
Lineage: Eukaryota; Metazoa; Arthropoda; Insecta; Diptera; Tephritidae
Product: jerky protein homolog-like
Exons: 3
Coding region: 1-711 (236 amino acids)
Cellular component (GO): nucleus
Molecular function (GO): DNA binding
Source: RefSeq, a predicted model, not a curated record
AUGGCUUUACAAGAAAAAAUAAAGGAAAUGGAGAUAUGUUCCCACCAAAUAUAUAACGCCGACGAGUCCGGAUUGUACUGGAAACUUCUUCCUGAGAAAACUUAUGUUUCGUUGUCGGAAAAACAAGCACCGGGAAGAAAGUCUGAAAAGCAGCGUUUUACAUUUAUGGCAUGCACUAACGCUACCGGCAACCAUAAGCUUAAGCUUCUCGUUAUUGGCAAAGCAAGAAAUCCUCGUGUUUUCAAAAAUUUUAACUGUCCGGUGGAGUACAAAAAUUCCAAAUCAGCCUUGAUGACUUCGGCGAUUUUCAAAGACUGGUUUCAUAAUUCGUUCGUGCCGCAGGUAAGAAAAUAUUUGAAAGAUGGGGGACUACCUGAGAAGGCUCUUCUUCUAAUUGAUAAUGCCCCAUCACAUCCCAACGAAAUCGAAUUAAAGUCCGAGGAUGGUUUAAUUUUAACUAUGUUUAUGCCGCCGAAUGUGACACCAUUGAUCCAGCCAAUGGACCAAAAUGUAAUUCGUAUAACGAAACUAUACUACAGAAAUUUUCUACUGGCUUCCAUUUUCAACAAUAAUUGCGAUGGUAUUUCCGUCAUUGCUUUGCUAUGGCUGCGAAAGUUGAAACUGCCACAGCGAAAGCGAAGUAAUACAAUAAAAACCGAAGUUGUGCUCUCGGUGUACUGCGAAGAUGGUUACAACACGACAGUGGUUUAG